ACCGGAAUGGUGAAAACGGUGUAGAGCGCAUGCGCCUCAUUUCAGUUCCGCUUGCUUUAUCGAUUUGCCUGACGUUGGUGCUCACACCUUCAGCAUAAGUGCGACAUUGCGGUCAUAUUGUUCGGAGUUCCGUACAAGCGCAUCGCAUCCCAAGUAUCCCAAUUGUUGCCCAGACUGCUGGUGCUGGUGCUGCGUUCUGAUCAGUGUUCAGUGCUUUCAAAAAGGAUUCAACAAUGCUACGCAUUGAAUACUGGGUGCCACAAGCAUUAUUCGUUCACUAGUUUGAAGGUGUAACAAAACUCGGUACCGAGGUGGGACGUUAGUGUCGACGUUUGCUAAAAAAACACUUCGUAGGACAACUCCUUUCAAGCGAGUGUGUAGGCGCGCGCGUGCAUUUAUUUCCUCCGUGUCCGCGUGUGAGUGUGUUUGUGCGUUGGAGGGUGUUUUUGUGUGCUUCAGUGUGUGCCCGGAAGAGAUCCCACUGCUGGCUGGAUUUUUAAGCAAAUUGUGUAAUCUCUGCCUGUAAGUUCAGUGAAGUGUCUCCGUGUGGUUGUGUGGGUGGAGUUUGUAUUCCUGUCUGAAUCCUGUCUCACGUCGGCACAACGGUGGAGUCCGGAAUCAUCAACAAGAUGGGCGACCACGGCCCGGACAUGAACACGCUGGAAACUGAUUACGUUGUGCUCAUUUCAGUGGUGCCAGCCGUGCUCGGGCUCACCGCAGCCGCCAUACUGGCCGUGACGGCCUGCUUCUGUGCCCGGCGCUUCCGCCGCCAGCACAAGAAGGCGGGCCACGAGGCGUCCUCGCUGCCGUUCCAGCCACCGCGGCCACCGAAAGCGGUCCGCUCGCCGAGCGGCCAGCCGCCCCAGUAUCUGAAGAAAUCACCGUCGCCGACCAGCAUCAAGCCGCUGCCGGGCCACCUGCCCGCCCAGUCACCGACCGACCAGACGACGGCCGCCGGCGGAACGACCGCAGCAACGACGACGACCACGCUGGCCACAACCACCACCACCACCAGCAUCGUGCCACCGACCAAGUACACCGAGGAGAACGAGCUGAUACCGAAGAAUGCGCAGCUGGAACCGAAAUCACCGGACGUGUCGGAGCUGGGCGAUCCGAGCGCGUGCGAGAACGGGGACGGCACCGAGCACGGCAAGCUCGGUACGAUCGUGUUCAAGCUACGCUUUCUGGCCGACCGGAGCGCGCUGGUCGUGUCGGUGGUGCGGUGCCGCGGUCUGCCCGGCAAGAACCACGGUACGGCGGCGGCCGAACUGAGCACGAUCGGGGGCGGCACGAUGCUGUGCAACGGGAGCGCCAACGGCAAGCAGACGGCCACCGAUCCGUACGUGAAGCUGCAGCUGCUGCCCGACAAGCAGCACAAGGUGAAAACUCGAGUGCUACGCAACACGCGCAACCCGGUGUAUGAUGAGGACUUUACCUUCUACGGACUGACGCUGAGCGAGCUGGCCGGCAUGUCGCUGCACUUCGUGGUGCUGAGCUUCGAUCGCUACAGCCGGGACGACGUUAUUGGUGAGGUUGUCUGCCCGCUGUCCGGUAUCGACCUGCAGCAGAUCGAGAACCAGCAGGUAGCGCUGAGCCGCGAGAUUCAACCGCGCAGUCUGAAGAUCCGGGCGCAGGGCCGUGGCGAGCUGCUGAUUUCGCUCUGCUGGCAGCCGGCCGCCGCCCGGCUGACCGUCGUACUGCUGAAGGCACGCAACCUGCCGCGCAUGGAUGUGACCGGGCUGGCCGACCCGUACGUCAAGAUCUACCUGCUGUACAAUGGGCAGCGCAUCGCGAAGAAGAAGACGCACGUGAAGAAGCGCACGCUCAGCCCGGUGUUUAACGAAAGCUUCGCGUUCGACAUACCGACGACCGAGGGGGCCGGCGGCGCCACGCUGGACGGUGUUUCGCUUGAGCUGAUGCUGCUGGACUGGGACCGGGUCACCAAGAACGAGGUGAUCGGGCGCCUCGAGCUGGGCGGACCGCGCAGCAACGGUUCCGCUCUGAACCACUGGAAGGAGGUGUGCAACUCACCGCGCCGCCAGAUUGCCGAUUGGCACAAGCUGCGGGAAUAGGUGGCCAGCGGGCGCUAUGAGCAUGCAAAAGGCAGCGGAAAGUUACCGCAAACAGUCAUCUUGUUUCCGUAAAACACUCUUCGAUCCACCUUGUUAUAUGACUUUGACCAGGCCCUCUCUUUUCUCCCCCCCCAAUGACUAAAUGUGACCCCUGAAAUGAACUGAGCAUUCUUGAGCAGACGAUAGACAAUGUGUAGAAGCAUCACGCUAUGCCCUUAUUCACAAGAACUCAUCAUAGGCCAGGCACGUUUGUUGCGGCAAACAUAUGAAUCACGUCAAAUUAACACAUUUCAUCUGGUAACGAAUCUACACCCCUACAAUAGUUAUGAAGCCCACUAUCUGUGCAUCUGUAGUUUGUAGCGCCAGGCUUUCUGCGUGGGGGUUUUCUAGUGCAUCCACAUCACACCACCACCACCACCACCAUCAAUUUUUAUCACUAGGAAGGAGCUUAGAAAUGGAGAUGGAUAUAACGGGACAGAGAUUUAUCGAUAUACAUAUAUACAAGCCAACUGAUACCCUCUAUAUCCGAUGACGAUGCACGUAUAUCCAUGCUGAGGGCAUACAUCUAAAGUACAGGAAUCGCUAUUCCCAUGGUCUUGCUGAGAUCUUGCUGAGUACAACUGAACUAGAAGUUGAAUUUGCACCCACUUUUCCGAACCGAUCACUCUCCUCGCUUCUGCCGAGAAAAAAGGGGGUUAGCAAAAUUAGACACGAGAGACAUAACAUUGAUCGAAUCCAAUGCACACCGAUUGCGUCCACCGAUGCAUCAUCACUUGCACCCGUUGCUACUACGUUCACGUGUGCUUCUGUGUAGUUCUCGCACUUGGUGCCGUAGUGUUGUGAAGCAAAGAGCGAGAGAACGGGGGAGAGAAAGCCAUGCUACUACUAAAUAGGCAUAACAUUUUGGAAACUACCCAAACACACCCACUCAACAUAUAUUUACUCGCUACGCGUAGAUGAUGAUAGACAGUAACAACAGGCAAACAUAAGCAA
This is a messenger RNA of Anopheles coluzzii, 3065 nucleotides long. It is a transcript of the gene Syt4, whose product is annotated as synaptotagmin-11. Bases 630 to 2072 code for a protein of 480 amino acids. Lineage: Eukaryota; Metazoa; Arthropoda; Insecta; Diptera; Culicidae. Gene Ontology annotation, biological process: regulation of calcium ion-dependent exocytosis; regulation of dopamine secretion; cellular response to calcium ion. The record is from RefSeq and is a predicted model, not a curated record. Gene Ontology annotation, molecular function: calcium ion binding; clathrin binding; phosphatidylserine binding. Gene Ontology annotation, cellular component: axon; membrane; synapse. The transcript has 3 exons.